This is a messenger RNA of Habropoda laboriosa, 2889 nucleotides long. It is a transcript of the gene Mur2B, whose product is annotated as mucin-5AC. The coding region runs from base 1 to 2889 and encodes 962 amino acids. The record is from RefSeq and is a predicted model, not a curated record. Lineage: Eukaryota; Metazoa; Arthropoda; Insecta; Hymenoptera; Apidae. The transcript is spliced from 9 exons.
AUGUGGUUCAAAGCAGUCCUCCUGGUGUCCUGCGUGAUCGCGUGCACACUAGCCGAGAACGCGUCUAAAAGUACACCGGUGUCUGUCGGAGAAUUCGUCACGUCUCACAAACUACCAGAGAGCAUCGCGAGACCGUCGGACUUCGACGAAGAGGACGACGACGUCGUCGAUGUAGAAAGGAAAACUGCCUCCAAGGAUGGGAAACACGCGAAGAAGGUUAUCCCGAAGUUGGAAACUUUUGAUAAAAAGCAAGCCAAUCUCGACCCGGUUAGGCGUUUCGAUUUCAUCGACGAAGAUAAAGCGGACACUACGAAACGACAGGUUCGCGUCGAGUUGGAGAACUUCAGCGACACCGGGGUGCUUCAAGAGGAUGGAAUUCGAAGAACAGAUACGCACAGAUCUCGCCUCGAUGGCCAGAGGGACUCUGUGAUUCCUGGAGUGCGCGUCAGCGACGAAUAUCCAACCACUAUGAUGCCUGUUCUGACUACGCCAAGAGAGGCGCGUGCCUUCGACUUUGUUCCCGUCAACAUUAUCCGCGACGAUGGCAAAGAGACGUCCUUUCGCGAGAGAAAUUUCGGCGACUUCAGCGACGUCAGUUUAGUUCCCGCUGGCACCAAUUCGCGUAUCCAGGUAAAAAAGGGACCAAACGGAAAGGACUACGAAUACGAGUACGUAUAUUAUUACUAUGACGAGGAGGAUGAGAAUAAGGCGGGUACCGCGGACUCGGCCGUCACCAAUUCUUACGACGUUCCUUCUAGAACCACGCCCGCGCCUAGGCGCGGCGGCUCCUCCACCAACAGAAACAAGUACAGUAGCGCGGAGAGGUCUAGCACGGUUGAACCUGCCAGCAACGAAGUGAUUCCCAACAGGAAUGGCAACAACAGAAGCAGACAGCUGAUCGAAGCUGAAGACGUGUCCGAGGAGAGACUGCCGACCAAUACUAGAUUCCCUCCAAGAUCGAGAUCUAAUCACAAUACGGGGACCACGGAAUCGACCAGAACUCGUGGAAAUCGUCCCAGACCCGGAUUAGAUCUAGUCGAUUCGAGCAGCUUCCGCACGCACCAAGAGGGCCCGGAAUUCCCUCAAGUCUUACCUAAGGGACCAGUUCGAUUUCUCGGGGUCACUCCAAACGAGGAGAACGGCGGAGGCGGCGCCGCCGGUGAAGAGAAACCGGCAACCAGAGGACGAGGGAGACCCCAAAGAGUCCAAGAACCAGCUCCGGUGGAAGAAAUCAUCGAGGACGUGCCUGCUCCUACCACAAGGAGGAGGCCAUCGGUCACCACACUCCCUACCGAAGACGAAGUCGAACCUACCAGAGGGCAAUUAUCGCGAGCCACCGAGGAAAAGGAAGACGAAAAGGGAGAAACGUCUCCGGUAUUAGAGAAACAAGUGUCUUCGGAGAAUAAGCAAGAGAACGAAGAGCAGGACUAUUCUUCGGCGAGUACCGCUUCCUCGGCAGGCACUGAAAGUCCUACAACAGAGUAUCCAUCCUCGAUGGACAAAGUUGCUCUAGAUCUGUAUGCUUUCGUGCAACAAGGUCAGAAUAAUUUGGUGGAUGCCAGCAGCAGCGAGGCUACAGACACUUCUUCCUAUGGAACUACACUCUCGAACGACGAAAGUACCACUGAUUUCACUGCUGUGACGGAAUUGUCCGCGACUACGCUCGCUACUGAACCCACGACAACUACUAUCCCGACGUCUGUGACAGAAUUAACCACAACUACUACUACGCCCGCUACUACUACUACCCCUACUACUACCACGACUACUACCACCGAACCUCCUACCACUACAACCACUCAGGCACCCGCUGGAAGAGGCAAGUUCAGGAGACCAGGUAUCGGUGGAGGAGCUGGAGGUUCACGAAACAGAUACAAGUCGAACGGAAGUGGAAGCACGACGACUACAGAAUCUCCAGCAGAACCAACCCAACGUACUCGAGGACGCUUUGGUAGCAACGGAUCUAACGGAGGAGGUUUCAAGAGGAAUCGACCUGGACAUAAACAAUCUACCGUGGAAGAGGACGCGGUGCAAAAGGAGAGCUCUAGCGCGGUUCAAGCGGAAAGACCCUCGUCGGGAACACGCAACAGAUUCCGUGGUACAGGAGGUACGAGAUCGGUCUCUACGACCACGUCUGCUCCUUCUAACGGAGGUUCGACCGCGUCUUCCAAUGGACCAUCGGGAAUAUCGAGACCGUCCUUCAACAAACUGAACAUCAAUCGACGACGAGGAGGAAGACCAUCGACCACUACACCGAAUGCUAGCGAAGAGAGCCAAGAGUCCACCAAGGAAACCGCACAGGAAGCCGUUACUGCGGCACCAAAGUCGACCGUUCGUUCGAGGCUUCCGGCAACAGGAGCUAGACCGGUCAUCAAACCCGGUGCUCGUGUAAAUCUCAGACCGAAACCGGGUCAAUCGACUACCACUACAACCACCACGCCUAUCCCUGCAGAGAAUUCGGAAGAAUCGUCUAUAGACGAGCCAGCUGGAGAGGGAACCGAAGAGGAGACUCACGAGGCGCCUGCAGAGACAAGUCCACCACCGAGUAAAUCCACCACUGUCAAUCCUCUGAACAAACUACGCAAUCGAAACAGACUGCAGGUGCAUCCUAAAACUACAACCAGGUCACCUGUGCCUCUGGCGUCCAGAAGGUCGCCUUUAUUGCCUCGACGAAAGGUAACCGAGGCACCAGUUCCGCAGGCUAGCCAGGAAGAGGUGUCCGAGGAACCGGACGCGUCCAGCGAGACGGAAACUACCGAGGCCACUUCCGCUGAGACUAGCACAGCCGCUAGCACGAAACACGAAGAAACUAGAGGACUGGGAGGACUCCUAGCACCUAGACGUAGGAUAACGCCUCGACGUCCUGGACAAAUUAUCUCUCGGGAAUAA